GUUUUCCCUGCAGCAGCAGUGAGGCCUCCUCUUCCUGCUGAUUUACUGCAAAAAUAACUUGGAGGCUCUUUGUGAACAUCUUGGUUCUGCUUUUGUCUUCGAGCGGAUUGACAUCAGAGCAGGAAGCUUCAUCAUGUAAAGAAGAGGAAACUUCUUCAGCGACAGUGAGAAGAAAAACCUGCACAAUGUCCCGUAACUCAGACCCGUACAUCUUCACCACCGACACCCUCCCCAGCGACCUGCGUUUCCUCCCUCCUCUUGCAAAUGGCCUCCUGGGCUGGAAGGUGUUCAGCAGCGUCAUGCACAUGGGUGGAGUUUAUAACGGGGAGGCUGGACACUGCCACCGCGCCGACGUCCCCUGUCCUCUGGCUGUGAAGAUGGAGGCAGAGGACCCCGCUCAACACAGCUACACCCUGGACACCCACACAGGUGUUUUCUGCCACACGCUGAGCUCAGCAACGGAGACCGCCACCCAGUCGCUGUAUUCUCAUCGCUUUUACCCCAACAUCUUGGUGAUGGAGGUUCUGUUGGAACGCCACGUGACCUCAGAGGAGGCGGUUACAGUUAAUCUGGUCAGCUCAUUCACCCCUCAGAGCAAAGACAUUCACUUUGAGUCCUGUCCGGACUACAAAGGUGGAAGGCACAUUGAAGGACAAACGACCACGGCUGAAUUCCCCGGAGGCUUCUGUCCCACCGUCCAUCUUAUCUGGACGCCCGUUCCUUCCUCUCUGACGCUGCUGCCGCAGCAGACAAACGCUCGCUGGGGGUUCUUCCUGGUCGUGGCCAACAGCUUAGAAGCUGCCACGUCCAGCUAUGAUGAGGGCUUGAACCUGAUGGUGACCGGAGACCUUCGCCCGUCUCAUGAGGAGGCCUGGAAGGAGCUGUGGCUGCAGAGCAAAGUGGAAGUAACGGGUUCUGAGACCCUCUGCAAAGCUCUUAUCGGCUGCAUGUUCUAUCUUCUUAGCGCCUUCCCGUCCAUCCAUGACACCUCCAGCUGCUUUGGAGGGGUGAGUCCAGGCGGGCUCUCGAAUGGCGGCGACGGCCAGGAUUACUGGGGCCAUGUUUUUUGGGAUCAGGAUGUUUGGAUGUAUCCAGGAAUUGCUCUUUUCUACCCUAAGCUCGCCCGAUCUGUGCUGGAGUACCGAGUGGGAACGAUAGAUGGCGCAAAAGACAACGCCCAGAAGCAGGGCUAUAAGGGAUUGAAGUUCCCAUGGGAGAGCGCCGUGUCUGGGAGAGAGGUGUGCCCAGAGGACAUCUAUGGGCAACAAGAGAUCCACAUCAACGGAGAUGUCACGUUGGCCUUUCAACACUAUCUCUACCUCACUGAGGAUCUGUCCAUGUUCACAGAGGGAAAGGGCAGCGAGGUGAUCUACGGAGUGGCUGAUUACUGGGUUUCUAGGGUAACAUUUAACCCUGACGACAAGAAAUAUCACCUGCUUGGCGUUAUGCCACCAGAUGAAUAUUACUACAACGUCAACAACUCUGUGUACACAAACACUGUGGCCAAACUCAGUCUCCAGUUUGCCGUUGAGCUGGCGGAUCUUCUUCAACAUCCGGCACCAAACGAAUGGAGAGAAGUUGCUGAGGGUAUCAGCAUACCUUUCGACCAAGAGUCGCAGUUCCAUCCUGAGUUUGACGGCUACAGUAAAGGUCAGCCGGUGAAGCAGGCCGACACAGUGAUGCUGGGGUAUCCCCUCGGCCUGCCGAUGACGCCCGAGGUUAGGAGGAAUGAUCUGGAAGCUUACGAACCAGUCACAGACCCAAACGGGCCGGCCAUGACAUGGGGAAUGUUUGCCAUAGGCUGGCUGGAGCUGGGUGAAGCUGACAAAGCUCAACGUUUACUUGAAAAAUGCUUCAAGAACAUCCAGGGCCCAUUUCAGGUAUGGAGCGAAUCAUCGGACGGCUCUGGAGCAGUGAACUUUCUCACAGGUAUGGGAGGAUUCCUGCAGGCGGUGCUGUUUGGCUACACCGGUUUCAGGGUUCAGAAGGAACGCUUGAUCUUUUCCCCGCUGCUUCCGGACGACAUUUCUGAACUGUGUCUCCGCGGCAUUAACUAUCUGGGCAAUCAGAUGGACUGGCUGCUCAGGAAAGAUGACGUCUGCAUAAUACUCAGGCAGCAGACUGGCAGAGCUGGAAACGCUAACCCCCGUCAGCUGCAGGUUGUCCUGAAGGCAUCAGGAGCUAAAAUCCCUCUAACAGCAGGACAGCCGGUGACUUUUCCUCGCGAGGCGGGCUAUAUAUGUAAAAUGGACCCACCGUCUUCCUGCUGGCCACUUUGAAACAAGAUCAAUCGCCCUCUUUAUUGUGUUUAAAGGAAAACUUGCAAAGUUACUAUUUCUGCAAUCUUUUGUUACAUCUUCCAAUUUUCAAUGAUGAACAUGGAAAAUAAUGCCUAAUAAUAUAAAGGGACAAUAGGGGAUAAUUUAGUAUAAUUUGUGCUUUAAGCUUGGAGGAUAUUUUCCCAAAUUG
This is a messenger RNA of Cyprinodon tularosa, 2469 nucleotides long. It is a transcript of the gene pgghg, whose product is annotated as protein-glucosylgalactosylhydroxylysine glucosidase. NCBI's taxonomy places the organism in Eukaryota, Metazoa, Chordata, Actinopteri, Cyprinodontiformes, Cyprinodontidae. The record is from RefSeq and is a predicted model, not a curated record. The transcript is spliced from 14 exons. The coding region runs from base 186 to 2279 and encodes 697 amino acids. Gene Ontology annotation, biological process: carbohydrate metabolic process. Gene Ontology annotation, molecular function: catalytic activity.